AUGGCGAGAUUUUAUGAAAAGAACGGUGAAUGCAUGGAAGAAAAGAACAAUGUUCAAAUUGAUCCAAAUGAUACUAUUACGUGGAUCAAAUAUGUAAUUAGAGGUCAGCCAACAAAACGUUCAAAUAUUCCUGAAUAUUUGUGGACCAAAGCAAUCGGCUCUGAUGAUGCUAUGAUAAUAUUUGAAAAGCAUAAAAAAAACCCAUGUUUCGGUGAGAAAGAGUUUGAAGCAAUGAUCGAUAUUUGUCACAUAAUAGGAGAGUGGUACAAUGUCGUAGUAGAAGACUACAAUAGAGGCCUAUCGGAUGAUAGAAAAUUCGAGUAUUUUGAAAAACUAAAUAGAGGUACAACCGGACCAGAACUUUUUAAGCAGAAGCAGGACGCCCUUAAGUUAUUAGAUAUUGCUCCUGAUAAACCGCAAGGUUUUCAGAAAGCAUUUGAAGGAUGUGUGAGAUGGUUUUAUAGAAGGAACUAA
Messenger RNA from Funneliformis mosseae, 474 nucleotides. NCBI's taxonomy places the organism in Eukaryota, Fungi, Glomeromycota, Glomeromycetes, Glomerales, Glomeraceae. The record is from the annotation of a GenBank genome assembly.